UCGGUCUUUCUACGAUCUCCCAUAUCAAUUGACCUAUUCCUAGAACACCGGUCAAUUUCUCCGAACCCCUUCCACCGGCCACCCACGCCCGUCGGCUUCCAAGCACCGACCAGAGAAAAAAAAACCCUUUCUCCGAUCCCACACCGAGCUAUCUAUCCAUCGCAAUCAUGUCUGCUCCUCAGUUCUGGUCGACUCCUAUCCGCUACAUGCGCUGGGCCGCCCACGAGAAGCCCGCCAUCUUCUACUCCCUCAUCAUCGGCUCCAUGGGUCCGGUCGCAUUGGUGACCAUUCCCCCGAUCAGACGCUACUUCGGCUCCUACGACCCCGAGCCUGUUCCCUUGACAUAUCCCAUCCCCGCCGGUCCCCGGGUCAUCCCGCAGGGUUACGAUGACGAGUAAAUCUCCCAUAUAACACACAAGAUACAACAGCAAUGCAAUACCGUUUCCGUUUUCUUCUUCCAAUUUGCGAGGUUUCAAGUUCGGGGUUCGUCAUCAUUAGCUAGGUUUUAGGUCUCAAGCAAGCAAUUCGCGAGGGGGGGAGGGUGAGGAUGCCCUCGCGGCCGGAGAGCUAUCAGCAACGUGAACGCGCCAUUCGAGGCUCAGGUGGACAGUCUAGGCAAGCUGGUCGAGGGGCAUUGGAGUCAUAUCACGGGAUCUCUGGUCUGGCGAUGACGGAGCUUCCUCAACCCGAUGUCAGCAUCCAUUCCCGCUUCGUUUAUUGGUUGGGUGCCCCCCAUGGCUUGCUAGACAUAGUGGUGGGUGUGAGCGUUACAAUGUACUGUACAUGAGAAGAUGUCUUACUGAGCAGAGAGAUUGAGGAAUGUCUUGUUCAAGCAAAGAUUUUUUUUUAUUGUACAAGAUGUUAUUAUUCGCCAACUCAC
This is a messenger RNA of Aspergillus japonicus CBS 114.51, 880 nucleotides long. Its product is annotated as NADH:ubiquinone oxidoreductase subunit NDUFA3. Lineage: Eukaryota; Fungi; Ascomycota; Eurotiomycetes; Eurotiales; Aspergillaceae. The transcript is spliced from 2 exons. The record is from RefSeq and is a predicted model, not a curated record. The coding region runs from base 168 to 398 and encodes 76 amino acids.